Messenger RNA from Budorcas taxicolor (takin), 432 nucleotides. RefSeq names its product transmembrane protein 80 (gene TMEM80). NCBI's taxonomy places the organism in Eukaryota, Metazoa, Chordata, Mammalia, Artiodactyla, Bovidae. Gene Ontology annotation, cellular component: ciliary transition zone. The transcript is spliced from 5 exons. The coding region runs from base 1 to 432 and encodes 143 amino acids. The record is from RefSeq and is a predicted model, not a curated record. Gene Ontology annotation, biological process: non-motile cilium assembly.
AUGGCGGCCCCGCGGCGAGGGGAAGCUUCCUCCACGGUGCUCUCGCCGCUCGCGCUGCAGGUGUUGCUGGGUCUGAGUGGAAGGUGCUGCGCCCUGCACUUCCUGGCUACGCUCCUUCUGCUCGUGUAUAAAAGUCAGGUUUUCACUUAUCCUCACAGUUGCCUGGUCCUCGACCUGACUCUGCUGUUUCUGAUGGGGAUUCUGGAAGCGAUUCGGUUAUACUUCGGCACCAUGGGCAACCUGAUGGAGGCUGAGGUGCUGCUGGCUGCCAGCCUGGUCCUCACCGUGGGCGUCGCCCUGCUGUCUGCCUACUUCCUGCUCUGGCAGACCCUGGUGCUGCGGGUAGACUCAGCCCUCGGCGCCCUGCUCCUGGCGCUCCACGGCCUGGAGGCCGUCCUGCACGUGGUGGCCAUUGCUGCCUUCGUCAGCUAG